UUUUUCAGAGUUAUUCUGGUAGGCACAAGGAUAAAUGACUAGUAAUUCAAUCAGCUUGUUUAUUGAUAUGGUUCAAAUCAGCAAAACCAGUGUUUCUUUCAGACAGUAAAACAAGACUGAGCCUCAAGUCAAUUACUUACUCUAAGAAAAAAAUAGGUGCUUUUAUUUUUAAACAAACAAAAUUAACUUAAGCUGGAUAUUGGUGAACCUACCAGCACCCAAAAAUUUUUGUUACCUUCUUUCAUGUUGAGGUUGGCACAUAUUUAUUUAAACCUUUGGGCUCAAUACAAAACCAUAGUCUCACAUGUUACAUUACACAUAUUUGAGCUGUGUGUUUUUCAGUGGAAAUAAUGUACAUGCAUGUGCAUGUAAAGUUACUCAGAGUAUGGAAACCAAUCAGCAUCAACAAAGUACCACUUUUUCAUGUCUUGUCUUGUCAUGUGAUGUCUUUUUUUCAGUAGCUCAUUACACAAUGUGGACAUACAUGUUAGUCAGCAUCAAUGGGCAGUGUUUGUAAGCAGAAGUACCGGGGGGGGGGGUUUCUACAUGUACAUGUAGGAGAUCAGUGAAAAAGUUGGUUUCACCCUCUUCGCAAACCCUACAGUGAAAUGUGAAACCCCCUUUACGGUAAUGGAAAAGUCUGAAAAGUUUUGACUGUAUUAUCACUCAACUUCUCUCGCUUCGUGCUUCACUGGUCCUUUUGUGCAUUUCCUCAAUGCUGCCAACCCAAAGGCUGUGGUUACAAUACUCUCUCUGCGCAAUGACUGGCACCUUUAACUUGGUUUUCCUUUUGGCGAGUGAAACCUUUAAAUGGACUUCCUCCUAGAUAAAUGCAUGUGCAUGUAUUUGAGUUCAUUCUGCAUCAUUCACACGCGGGAACUGGAGGUCACGGAUCAUAACCUGACAGUCCCUUUUUUUUUGUGAGAUUUCACACUGUCUUGGGUUAAGUGCCACUCUUCAGCCUGAACAUCCAAGAAGUAUGCAGUAGGUGACAUUUUAUGAUGAUAAUGAGGAUUCCAUAGUCGCACAGUGCAUACAGGAGUGGUUUUAUGCCCACGGUCCAGCACCUCUGACAAGCAAAAUUCCAAACUCCAAGAAAGAUGGCACGACAUGGCUGAGGUCAAGCUUAAACAUCCUGACAGCAAGAACCAAAGUAUCUCAUCGCUGUCUUUGGAUGAAAGCCAAGAAACGGUGGAGGAAAAUCACUGCACACCCAGGAGCAAUAUUGUGUUUUUUAAGAUGCACAAAUGCAGCAGCAGCACAGUGCAGAACAUUUUAUUUCGCUAUGGGGAGGAGCACAAGCUGGACUUUGUUCUACCAAAGAAGGGGAACUACCUCGGGGACAUGUACGGUGUGUUUAACAAGAAGGUCAUGAUGAAGUUUCCCGUGAAAAAGUACAACAUCCUGUGUCACCACACUCGCUUCAGUUACAGAGGCAUGGCGGAGGUUAUGAAGAGUGAUGCAGUCUACACCACUAUCAUCCGAAACCCGGUCACCAUGUACGAAUCACUCUUUACCUACAGCAACUUUGAUAGCCUUUACAACCUCCCCAGGAACAGGGCGUUAGAGCUCUUCCUCGAGCAGCCGGAGCACUACUAUAGUCUUGCCCACGGCGGGAAAUGCAAAGCCCGGAAUCCUAUGCUGUUUGACUUAGGCCUAGAGGAGGCCUUGCUUAGUGACAGGCUCAAGAUUAAGAAGAAAAUUCAACUGCUGGUGAGACAGUUUGACCUGGUGAUGCUGACGGAAUACUUUGACGAAUCUCUCAUACUAUUUCGCGAUCUCAUGUGCUGGGAAAUGGACGACAUCAUUUACUUUGUCCUUAAUGCCCGCAACAAGUCUUCAGUGAAGGCUGUCUCGCCACAGAUGGCGGACAAAAUCCGCCAGUGGAAUUUCGGGGACGUGCAGCUGUACAACACCUUCAACCGCACAUUCUGGAAGAAGGUUGAGGCCUUUGGACACGAGAGAAUGCGGCAGGAGGUGGCCCAAUUGCGGCAGCGGAGAGAAUUUUUUGAAAAAUUGUGCAUUGCUGAAGUUGUCAGCGAAGAUUACGAGGUGUGGCGACCACCAGGCAUCGACAUUGAUAGCUUCAAGCUGAAGCCUGAAGCUAUGGAGAACAGAACCUGCCUUCGAAUGGCGCAAACUGAGCUACCGUACAGUGACCGUAUUCGUGAAAUUCAAGUCCAAAGAUAUCGGAGGGAGAAAGGCUGAAAAAAAGUCUCCUCGUGGGACAGGUUUGAAGUUUAUCCAAAGUUGAGCUCGCUUUGGUGUUAAACUUGAACUCGUUUGCUUUGCACAGCCUGCUUUGGUAUUGGUAGCAAAUAUCACUCCGAGAUCAUUCUCCUGAGUAUAAAAAAUAUGAAGUUGAAGUGGGAAAUAUUGUUCAAUAACUGUUAUAAUGACUCUUGUGAAUCAUAUUCCUGGCAUUUGACAGAUAUUAAAAGUCGGCUGCUACGUAUAUCUUGCCUUUUUGGAAACCCAAAUUUUCCAGCAGAAGUUGUACCAUUAGCAACUAAAGCGAGUAGUUGACGAGUCAACCUUUGUCCUUUUGGCUUGUUUUCACCUUGUGACAAAUCAGUGCAUGUAGCUGAUUUGGUGAUGUGGGAUAUGUGGCAGCACUCUGCUAAAAAGAAGCAAUAAAAAUAUCAUGUUUCACUGCAUAGCAGGUAACAGCUGUUUAAUGAUUUCAAUGCAAAACUAAUAAGACUCCAUAACCAUCAACUACGUGUAUGGUGGUUGUGAAACUGUACAAAUAGAGACCAAGUACAAAUAAAGUGCUACAGUAGAGUAUGUUGGUCAAACAAUUAGUGGUCAGUUAUGCAGAGGACACAGAAGGGCUGAAUGGAUUCUUUAGCCCUCAGUUAAUGAGUGACUGCCGUCUAGCUUCACUUAAACGAAUGGCAUUUGAAGUAAUAUACGUUUCAAAACUAUACUGGGCAAAUUUGGAGAUUUCUGGGGAGCACAUGUUUUCUUCACCUUUUUCCAUAUACUCCAUGGCCCAAAAGUGAUUAAAGUGAAUCGAGAACUAAUGAAGGAAUUAUUUAAGAUGUUGGGUAAAGCAUUUCAUGAAGAAAUUAUUUAAAACUUUAGGCAAUGAAUAAAUAUAUCAACUCCCUCAUAUUAGCAAAACUCAUGUUUUUAUUGUAACUUAGCCAGAAUCUGUGGAGAAAGUGUGUGACUGCCUUGUUUAGAUUACUGAAUAUGUUUAAAUUAUUUUACCAGUGUGAGCAAAUGUUCCUUUACUCACACGAGUGACUUGUAAACAUGUUUGUGAUGACUAAAACUACUUUAACAUUGCUUUGCCAAUCCAUUCCAUCAAAGUUGAACAAAUACAACAGUAAGUACAUGUAGAACGUAGUACAGUAGAUGUAAAUCAGUGAUAUAAAAGUGAUUCUUUUAUAGUCAAAUUUUUAAUAUUUAAAAAAUAAAAAAAAAACUCAGAUCGCUGCUAAAAAGUAAAACCCUCCCUACAAGAUCUUUGCUUGCUAUUUGUACUUCUUUGUAUGGGUGCAUGUUUAUUACGGCCAUUUCUUGCAAGUCUGAUUCCCGUUGGAAUUUCAGGCUAUUCAUGGUGAAAGACAGCAAUGGAUGGAAAGGCUUGCAGUAGCACCAUGCGAAGGAAUAUAUCUCUUAUAAGUAUGUGUGGUAUUCCUUCGCAUGGCGCUACCGCAAGUCUUUCCGCCCAAGGUCUGAUUCCCAUUGACCAAUUUCCAUAGCGAAACCAGAGGAUAGAAGAGUGGAUUAAAAGACCCCUCCCUCCAAGAAAAUGGUUGAUGUUUAGCAUACUCGUUUCGCCUCAAAAUCGGUCGCUUCUCCUCUCAUGAGUUCUUUCUCAUUUUAGGAUUAAAUCUUGUAUUACACCUUUUUUUAAACUCGGACUAGUGUAUGUGUGAAAUACAUUAAAAGUGCUUAAACUGUUAUGUCAUGCAACCGUCCAAGUUAUCAAACUGCAAAGAGACAAUUAUAUUAUUGCAUCGCCUCUUCAAAACGGAUCUCAUGGUAGGGGCUUUUUCUUUUCUUUUCUUUUUUGCUGGUAGCACGCUGCGGUUCGAUGUCUUAGCCGAGACAUCAUGUCCGUCUUACAUAAGCCAGAUGGUAUUGAGGGAUUGUACUCCGUGUUGUUUCAAUGGUUCCUGGCCGUGUUAUAGGAGCUGUAACCAAAGCAGUGUUUGAAAAGUGCCCUUAUAAAUAAAGUGGUUUGUGCUUUUGCAGACAAGA
Acanthaster planci (crown-of-thorns starfish) is the source of this 4215-nucleotide messenger RNA. RefSeq names its product galactosylceramide sulfotransferase-like. Gene Ontology annotation, biological process: glycolipid biosynthetic process. Gene Ontology annotation, cellular component: membrane. Gene Ontology annotation, molecular function: galactosylceramide sulfotransferase activity. NCBI's taxonomy places the organism in Eukaryota, Metazoa, Echinodermata, Asteroidea, Valvatida, Acanthasteridae. The record is from RefSeq and is a predicted model, not a curated record.